Heterotrigona itama is the source of this 1703-nucleotide messenger RNA. NCBI's taxonomy places the organism in Eukaryota, Metazoa, Arthropoda, Insecta, Hymenoptera, Apidae. The record is from the annotation of a GenBank genome assembly.
AUGGAAAAGGAAACUUGCGUCAUGCUCGAGAUCCUCGAUCCAAGGUGCUACAGAUCUCGACUCUCGAUUUCUGUCAGUUUGCUUUUACAGCUACUGCCGACGGGAAUCUUGUUUUUUAAAUAGUUCUGUCACUUCGAGCUUCUCGUUUGUCGACAUGGUGCCAUUGCUUCUAACUUCCUUGCUGUGCCGCAUAAUCGUUGUCAGAAAAAGUGAGAAUCCACUGCUUGUCACACCGUUCCCAGCCGGUACCUGUUCUUAUUGCUGUCCGAUCGACGUGGAUCGAGAUAUAGAGUACCUGCUUUUCACCAGGAGGAAUCCAACUUGCGGGACAACGUUGAAUAUUUCAGACCCGUAUUCCUUGCGGAAGAGUUAUUUCAACGACAGAUACCCAACAGUAAUUUUCAUUCACGGAUACAGCGAGAGUGCGACGUCAGGAAGUGCCACGGCAAUAAAAGACGUUUAUCUGAAACGAGGCGAGUACAAUCUAAUCCUGGUGAACUGGGCCAAGCUAGCCGGACUGCCAUGGUACGUGACAGCGGUUCGAAACACGAGAACAGUUGGACCUCAGGUCGCGCGUCUGGUGAACUGGCUGGACGCUCAGAGGGCUGUGUCCCUGGCCAACUUGCACGUAAUUGGUUUCAGCUUGGGGGCUGAGAUCGCCGGUUUCAUGGGGAAAGCUCUUGCGCCGCGAAAGAUUGGAAGGAUCACGGGGCUGGAUGCGGCCUAUCCCCUUUACAUGAACACAGGCAAAGAUGGACAUCUGACGAGGAGCGACGCGAUGUUCGUAGACGUGAUUCACACUGAUGGUGGGAAUUUUGGUUUCCUGAAUCCUUUGGGACACGCGGACUUCUAUCCGAACGGUGGCACACCUGUUCAACCUGGGUGCAAUUUGGAGAGCGUGAUCCGGAGAAGCAUGUCGAGACUCAUCAACCAGUAUAUCGUCUGUGGGCAUAACAGAGCGUGGAUGUUGUACGCGGAAUCUGUGGCAAAUCCUUUGGGAUUCCCCGCAAGUCGAUGCCCAAAAUGGCACCCUAACAUCCAAGUGGCUUGCAGGUGGACGCCUGAUGUUUUAAUGGGAUUUGCCGUGGAUUCUAGAGUCAGAGGGCAAUUUUAUCUGAGAACGAAUGCGCAAACACCUUUCGCGAGGAACGCGACCGGAUACAUAGGGAAAUGAUAGAAGUUUGGAUGAACCAAACGAACAGACCUGAAUUCUAUGAGUAGAAGCUCAUAGAGAAGCGAAAGAAGCGAAAAUUUCAAGCAGCUCGUUACUGGAGUGCUCGUGACAGCGCCAAAAUUAAAGAAACUGUAAAGUGUGAUUUCUCAUCAAAUCUGGUUUCCUCGAUUUCUGCAGAAACGAUGAGAGAUAUUACAUGGAAUAAUUUCGUUUCCUUUCUGCAAAAGUGGCAAGAGACAACAGCAUGACAACAAUAUUUUACAACAAAAGUUUAACUGCAGUAGAAAUGAAAGAUGUACGAAGAUCAGAGACGAAAGAAUGAAAUGGAAGUUCCAAAAAACUACAGUGUUCUCUUGCACGGUCGAACUAACAUUGUUAUUAUAUUUCACUUUGUACAAGACACAGAUGUUCGUAAUCUCUUCUGUAUUACUGUGAUAAAUGAAGUUUAGAGAUUAAGUUUUGUGACUUGCAAUUCUUCAAUGUUCACCAACGUUGUUAGUUAAGAAAUUAUUUCACGAGAGAAUUCAAG